This is a messenger RNA of Homo sapiens (human), 6207 nucleotides long. RefSeq names its product gamma-aminobutyric acid type A receptor subunit rho2 (gene GABRR2). The transcript has 8 exons. Lineage: Eukaryota; Metazoa; Chordata; Mammalia; Primates; Hominidae. Gene Ontology annotation, cellular component: postsynaptic membrane; plasma membrane; membrane. Bases 1901 to 3001 code for a protein of 366 amino acids. Gene Ontology annotation, biological process: monoatomic ion transmembrane transport; monoatomic ion transport; regulation of postsynaptic membrane potential. The record is from RefSeq and is a predicted model, not a curated record. Gene Ontology annotation, molecular function: protein domain specific binding; GABA-A receptor activity; GABA-gated chloride ion channel activity.
CGUUGUGGAGAGAGCUCAGACACCCAACAGGCCCUGCCAUCCCGGUGGGCGUGGACGUACAGGUGGAGAGCCUGGACAGCAUCUCCGAGGUGGACAUGGUAUGCAGCGGCCUCCAGUGACACAGCGUGAGAGCCUGUAGUGUAGUGGGCCUCGGUGGUGCAGGCUGUGCCUGUGUGGGCAGAGCGGGAGCUGGAGGUGAUAAAAUGGGCGCUUGGAAGUCGGCCCUGGAGCAGUAAAAUCUAAAGCGGGCAUUCUCGCUGCGUGGGUAAAAAUAACCUAAGGAGUUGGUUAAAUGUGGGUUUCUGGGCCCCAUUUCACACUUCCUGAUUCAGAAUCUCUGGGAGUGAUACUUUGCAUUUUCAACACACUCCACAAAUAAUGCAAGUGAUCAGGCGAACCACACCUGGUGGGGUACUGGAGGUGGACAGUUUCAGGCUGAAAUUUUGCAGCUUUCUGAUGUUCAGUUCCUGCUGCAAGUGCAGUCCCCCUACUCACUUUGUGGCAGUGUCCCCCACUCCAUGUCUACCCCAAUUCUACCACCACAGGCCUGGGUGUCCUGCAAGGCUCACAGUGGAGAGGUGUGCCCCCCACCCCAGGGCCCCAGCCUCCUCUCUUCCUUCUUCUGUAUGCCUCUCUUUCAGUUUGCAAACUUCCUCUUUCUUCUGCCUCAGGGAUCUUGAGCAUGCUUCAGCUCUGGCCCUCCCCAUAGCUAUCUCCUUCUUAUCCUUCAGGACUUAGCUAAAAUGAGACUUCUUCAAAGAGGCUUCCCUGACCUCCUGAUCUAAAGAAUUUCUGUUUUUUCUUCAUAGCCUACAUCAUCAUUUAUAAUUGUGCUAGAUAUUUAUUUGGGGAGUUUUCUUAUAUAUUGGUUGUCUUCCAUGCUUGACUAUAAGCUCCAUGAAUGCAGGGACUCAUGUUUUUCUUUACCCCAAUAUCUCCAAGUCUAGUCCAGUGUGGUCCCCCAGGGGCCCUGAAAAUGUGUGGAAUAAAUAAAAGUCGGGGAGGCUCCACUUGCCAGCACUGCAUCCCACUUGCAAUGCUGUCAUCUGCCCUUGAAGAGUGGGAACGCCCCUUGCUCCUAACGGACCCAGCAUGGCAGAGCUGAUAUGAUUGAUACUGAGGUUGUACACCCCCCAUAGCUCCAGCACCUGGUAAAAUAUGGGGCCCAGGUGUGAAAGGUGCAGGUAUGACAGUUUCCAAGAUGCUAGAUUUUACAUUGCCAGCCCCUUUGGAUAUCCAACAGCUGAGCCCAGUUCCAGAACCAGCUGUGUCUAGAACAGCCUGGCUGCCCUAGACUGAAUCAACCCAGAUGUCUGUGCUGAGUGUGAAGACUUUGUCCUGUGUGGCUCAGGAUCACAGGGAGAGGUAUCUAGAAUGACCUGCCUCUCACAGAGCAACCACCAACCUGUGGGAAGGCAGGUGGACUCCAGCAGUAGGUAGGUAACAUCCAAGGUAGCCAUACACAGCUGGUGUUUGUGAAUCUGCACUUCCCCUGGGCAAUGGCCCUCAGAGCCUGCUCUUCAGCUUUGUGACCGAGAAGGGAAAUAGCCAGAAGGGGCAUUUGGCUGGUCUCUUCCUACUCAGGUAUUGGCUGCUCUCCGUGUGUGUGGAGGGGGAGUUCCUGGCAGCUGCUGAUGCACUGGGAGCCAGGAUCAGUCUAGGGACAGACUCUCAUGCAUGCACUAUCCCAGUGCUCACUCAUUCUUUCCUCUCUUCCUGGGGCUCCCUCUGGGCCCACCACAACCACGAACUCUUUCCAGCCUUCCUCCACCCAGAAGAGGAUCUUUUGGGCAGUUAUUUUUCCAUUUGCACCUGUGUCAGCUUUGGCUAUGGGGAAGGACCAAACUCUUAAGGAAUCAACCAUGCAGGCAAGGAGACACUUUUGAACAAGGACUUCACUAUGACCCUGUACCUGCGGCAUUACUGGAAGGAUGAGAGGCUAGCUUUCUCCAGCGCCAGCAACAAGAGCAUGACCUUCGAUGGCCGGCUGGUGAAGAAGAUCUGGGUCCCUGAUGUCUUCUUUGUUCACUCCAAAAGAUCGUUCACUCAUGACACCACCACUGACAACAUCAUGCUGAGGGUGUUCCCAGAUGGACACGUGCUGUACAGCAUGAGGAUUACGGUCACUGCCAUGUGCAACAUGGACUUCAGCCACUUUCCCCUGGACUCCCAGACCUGUUCUUUGGAGCUGGAGAGCUAUGCCUAUACAGAUGAAGAUCUAAUGCUGUACUGGAAGAAUGGGGAUGAAUCCCUAAAAACAGAUGAGAAGAUCUCCUUGUCUCAGUUUCUGAUUCAGAAAUUUCACACAACUUCCAGGCUGGCCUUCUACAGCAGCACUGGCUGGUACAACCGUCUGUACAUUAACUUCACGUUGCGUCGCCACAUCUUCUUCUUCUUGCUCCAAACAUAUUUCCCUGCCACUCUGAUGGUCAUGCUGUCCUGGGUGUCCUUCUGGAUCGACCGCAGAGCUGUGCCUGCCAGAGUUUCACUGGGUAUCACGACGGUGCUGACCAUGACCACCAUCAUCACGGGCGUGAAUGCCUCCAUGCCGCGCGUCUCCUACGUCAAGGCCGUGGACAUCUACCUCUGGGUCAGCUUUGUGUUCGUGUUCCUCUCGGUGCUGGAGUAUGCGGCUGUCAACUACCUGACCACCGUGCAGGAGCGCAAGGAACGGAAGCUGCGGGAGAAGUUCCCGUGCAUGUGUGGAAUGCUUCAUUCAAAAACCAUGAUGCUGGAUGGAAGCUACAGUGAGUCUGAGGCCAACAGCCUGGCUGGGUACCCCAGAAGCCAUAUCCUGACAGAAGAAGAAAGGCAAGACAAAAUAGUGGUCCACCUGGGCCUGAGUGGUGAAGCCAACGCUGCCAGAAAGAAGGGGCUUCUGAAGGGCCAGACGGGUUUUCGUAUCUUCCAGAAUACCCAUGCCAUUGACAAAUACUCUAGGUUGAUAUUCCCUGCCUCCUACAUAUUUUUCAACUUAAUUUAUUGGUCAGUGUUUUCCUAGGGGCUCCAAGGCUGUUCCUAGAAGAGGGCAUAGACAUCGAGGGGGCCUGGCCAGUCAUUGACAGACGGACUUGUUGACCACACGCCCCUCACCAAACAAUGCAGCAGCUACUGGACCACCCUGAGCAGCACUCAUCUCUCAGAGAAGCCCAGGAGCCUUCCAGCUGCCCUGACCCCAGACCCCGUGGGGCUGCUCCAUGUUCAUGCUGUCUCGCGUCACACUUCACAUCUCUCUGGGACCUUCUGUUCUUGUGUGUGAACUAAUUCACAAGAACUCCCCUCCUAUAAACAAGGAUUCAAAUGCCUCCUAGACAUUCUUAGACCCUCAGAUUGCCUAGGAGUCAGUUGUGGAGGGAAAAGGAAAAACUGAAGUACAAGCUUAGGGGCAUUCUGGAUAGGAGAUAGGAAAUUAAGAACAAAAAACACCCUGUAAACCCAUUGAACUUGAUUAAGUGCCUACCUAGAAGGGAAAAGAGCUGAGAUCCCAGACAGGAAAUGAUUUGGCCUGUGGGAGUAUGGCAACCCACAGGAUUCUGCAAUAUUAGAGGAGAUUAUUCAUUUAUCCAUCCAUUCAACCAUUCAUUAAAUAUUGAGGUCCCACUCUGUGCCAGGUACGGUAGAAAUGAGAAAAUAGUCUCUUUCCUUAGAGAUCUUCUCUAAGUUGUGCUCAUUCUACAUAUGGCAUGAUGUACUUCUGCUCUUUCCCCUCCUUCAACCCCGCUUACCCCACAGACCCAUUCUGUUUGCUGUUGCUUUUACUCUUAGGCAUAUAAGGCAGGGUCCAGGAGAGGCCAGGUCCAGAACUUUCAACUAUCCUCCUCCAGUGAAGUUACACAGAUAGCACUAAUUUUGCCCAGCAAUGACAUGUAGCAAUGUGCAUGGAGUAUUGCCAGCCAGAGAAACUUACCCAGGCUCACCACGGUGUACAGUUUUUUUAUUGGGGUCGGUCAUGGAUUUAUAGCUGAUUGCCCACAUGGCUGACUUUAGUCUUUUGCCCCUCCAGAGGUUAAGCUGGUACCUUGAGGUCCAGGGCACCUAUCAUAAAUCACAUUGUUGGCAUAGACUAUCUGGUGUGGCCCAAGGCCCCAGUAGACAAAGACCCUUCUAUCUCACAGGACAUUCCAAGGGCAUAGAGGUUGCUUCCUAGUAAAGGUUAGUCCUUUACUACACAGCAACUCUUGUCAAUUCCCUAUUGUUAAUGUUAAUUGCGGUGUUACUAUUAUAUAUUCAGGCAAUAAACAUUUUAAAGUAUCUCUGCACUAGGUACAUUGGGGUCCAAAUUAAGAAUAAGAGUAGUCGAAGCUCUCAGAGAAGGAACUAGUAAAGGAAAUACCACACAAAUAUCUAUAAUAUAAGAUUAAGAGUGUUUAGUGCCUCAGUAAUAGUUCAGUGUGAGAUGGGAAUUCCAAGGGAGGAAAAACAGUCCCACCAGGGAGACAGACCUCAUGGAGAAAGCAGCCCUGAGAUGCCCCUUGAAGGUCAGGAUUUUAAGAAGAAGAAAUGGAGCAGAAUGCAUCCUAGAUCUGGGCUGUCUCAUAUGGUAGCCACUAGCCACAUGUCUAUUUAAAUUUAAAUUAGUAAAAAUUAAAAAUAUUAGCCAGGUGUGGUGGUGUGUGCCUGGGGUUCUAGCUACUCAGGAGGCUGAGGCGGGAGGAUUGCUUGAGCCCAGGAAUUCCAGGCUGCCGUGAGCUGUGAUCAAGCCACUGCAGUCCAGCCUGAGUGACAGAGCGAGACCCUAUCUCUAAAAUAAUAAUUAUUAUUAUUUAAAUUAGUUGAAGUUAAAUAAAAUUGAAAACUCAGUUCCUUGGUUACACCAUCCACACUCAAGUGGGCUUAGUAAGCACAGUUGCUAGUAGCUACUGCACUGGGCUGGGCAGCCUAAAGACCAGGAAGCUCUACCAGCCAAGAGACCAGCUUGAGCGGACGCAUGGGGAGAAUGGGAAGGUUUGCCAUUGCAGAGAACAGGGUUUGUGGGCAAGUCAUUCAUUUUGGCAGGAUCCUAGGCUGUGAUAAGAGGAGGUGAGCGACUAGCUUUUUCCACAACACUAGGGAUCAAGGCAGGUCCCCACCAUGCCGGUGCUUAUGAGGACAGCUUCCCCACUAUGGAGUUGCUGGACCCAAGACUACUAGAUUUCCCAGUCUCACAGACCAAUGAAGAACAAAAAUGCAUAAAUAUGGGUAAUUGGGUGGUACAGGGCAUCUGGACUUGUUUAGAAACCUUUUUUUCUUUUCUGAGACAGAGUUUCACUCUUGUUGCUCAGGCUGGAGUGCAAUGGCUUGAUCUUGGCUCACCACAACCUCUGCCUCCCGGGUUCAAGCAAUUCUCCUGCCUCAGCCCUGGAGUAGCUGGGAUUACAGGCAUGCGCCACCAUGCCUGGCUAACUUUUGUAUUUUUUAGUAGAGAUGGGGUUUCUCCAUGUUAGUCAGCCUGGUCUUGAACUCCUGACCUCAGGUGAUCCGCCUGCCUCAGCCUCCCAAAGUGCUGUGAUUACAGGCGUGAGCCACCACACCCGGCCAGAAACCUUUUAUCUAUAGAGACUCUCCCAGGCCACAGUGCUGCUCGAAGAAUGAUAAUUCUAUUGUCAUUAAAUAUAUCAUAUUGCUUUGCUUGUAAGUCUUAUUUAAUUCCAACCCUUCUCUGCUUCUGACUGCAUUGUUUUCAUGCAUUAUGGCUCAUAUAACAUAGUUGCCUGUUCACAAAUUAAAACAAAUAUUUAUUUUUGCUAGCUUCUAUGUUAAACUGGAGUUAAUUCUAUAGCAGACAUAUUUAGAAUCAUAAACAGUGUUUUAUCAUGCAGGGCCAUGAUACAAUGACACCAUUGUAUUUAGCAUUGCCUUAUUACAGUAUACUAGUCUGACACUACUUGAGAAAAGUAGGAAAUUUAAAGAGGUAAAGUGGAGACAACAUUGGUAGGAGUAGAAAACAGGAACUAAGGAAAUAGUGAGAACAUGGGAUGAUUCACCCUGGAGGCAGGAAGACAGAGAAGCAAACACAAUUGUUAUCAGGAAUGCAUGAAUGAUACUUUACUUCACUGAAUCUAAGACAUGGUGAAAUGUAAGAUGCACCCAUAUUUUAUGUACUGAGAAAAAAUACUAACAAUCAAAUUCUGGAAUGCCAAUGAUUAUAAUAUGAAUCCUGAUUUCACCAAUAUGAAACUGUGAAAAAAUGUUAAUGUUACAAUAAAAGAAAUGGGUUUUAUACAAAAA